AUGGAUGAAGAGUGGCAGUGUCGGAAGUUUGAGAAUGGAUUGAGAGGUGAUAUCAAGUUGUUGGUUGCUGGUUUGUGUAUUAAGGAGUUUCUGGCGUUAGUGGAAAGAGCUAGAGUGAUGGAAAAGACUAAGAAAGAUGUGAAAAGUCAACAUAGUCAGCCGUUCAGGGUUGGAGGGUCAUUGGUGUCCAGGAGAAGCUUCAAAUCUAGGAGAACACCAUACUUUAUGCCUCAUUCUCAUGGGUCUAGGGGUUCCUCCUCUCAGUCAUUCAUACAUCUGGGCCAGUCUAGUUAUUCUGGGAGUGUGAGAUGUUAUAUAUGUGGAGGGUCGCAUCCUCAGUCAGCUCUUUCACAAAUGAUUAGAUACAAGAGGUGCAACAUCUGCAGGAGAGAGGGUCAUUAUGCUAGAGAUUGUCCUAUAGUCAGGAGGACGAGUUCACAGUCACACCAUGUAGGGAGAUCUCAAGCUUAUGCUUUGUCGGGAACAGAGGCGGCCAGUUCAAGACAUCCACGGUGUGUGCUAGAUGCAACAGUAGUGGAAGGGCGUCAGUUCAGAGUUAAUCUCAUCUGCUUACCUCUUCAAGGGUUGGAGGUGAUCUUAGGAAUGGAUUUGAUAUCUGUCAAUCGCAUUCUCAUAGAUUGUGGUGAGAAGAAGUUGUUGUUUCCUGAAGUAGAGGAGUUAGUGUUGCUGUCUUCGGGACAGGUGCGGCAAGAAUUGAUGGAUGGAUCUUGUUGUUUUCUUGGCUUAUCUCAUUUGGAGGUUGUCCAGAGUGAGCGGGGUUUAAAUCACUCAAUUGUGAGUGAUUUCUUGGACGAGUUUCCUGAGAAAGUACCGAGGUUGCCUCCUCAGCGGGAGGUCGAGUUCUCUAUUGAUCUGGUGCCAAGUGCAAGGCCAGUAUCAAUAGUUCCUUAUAGAAUGGCUCUAGCUAAGUUGGUGGAGUUAAAGAAGCAGAUUGAAGAGUUGCUUAAGAAAUAG
Vigna umbellata (rice bean) is the source of this 975-nucleotide messenger RNA. Lineage: Eukaryota; Viridiplantae; Streptophyta; Magnoliopsida; Fabales; Fabaceae. The record is from RefSeq and is a predicted model, not a curated record.